Messenger RNA from Vespula vulgaris, 456 nucleotides. Its product is annotated as mitochondrial inner membrane protease subunit 1. Gene Ontology annotation, molecular function: serine-type endopeptidase activity. The record is from RefSeq and is a predicted model, not a curated record. Lineage: Eukaryota; Metazoa; Arthropoda; Insecta; Hymenoptera; Vespidae. The coding region runs from base 1 to 456 and encodes 151 amino acids. The transcript has 3 exons. Gene Ontology annotation, cellular component: membrane; mitochondrial inner membrane peptidase complex.
AUGUUCCGGAAACACAUAUACAAAGUUUUAAGUGUGUUAGGAGUUACAUUACAGUAUGCAUGCAUCACACACUGUGCGUUUGAAUAUAUCGGAGAGUUUGUAGUGUGUUCUGGUCCAUCUAUGGAGCCAACGAUACAUAGCAAAGAUAUAUUAUUUACAGAACAUAUAAGUACAAGAUUAAGAUGGUAUAAGAAAGGUGAUAUAAUCAUUUCCAUAUGUCCUUCCAAUCCUAGACAACAUAUUUGUAAGAGACUAGUAGGUUUACCCGGGGACAGUAUACGACAUGGAUUUACCACUCAUAUUGUACCAAUCGGACACGUUUGGCUAGAAGGAGAUAAUAGCAGUAAUUCUACAGAUUCACGAAUCUACGGGCCAGUUCCACAAGGAUUACUUCGUGGUCGUGCCAUAUGUAAAAUAUGGCCGUUGUCCGACAUCGCACUUUUUACGAAAUUGUAA